GCUUCACACCAACAAAGACAAGUACUAAUCGGAAUCGAAAAUGCCAGUUUCAGCUCCAUCUCCGCCUCGUCUUCAAUCUCCGUUCAUUCAUUGUCCCAUCAAUUUCACUCCGUCUUCUUUCUCGGCGAAGAAUGUCCGGUCGCCGUCAACAUCUUAUCCCCGAAUCAAAGCUGAACUCGAUCCCAACACGGUAGUCGCAAUCUCUGUUGGCGUAGCAAGCGUCGCAUUAGGAAUCGGCAUCCCUGUGUUCUACGAGACACAAAUCGACAAUGCCGCUAAGCGAGAGAAUACUCAACCUUGUUUUCCCUGUAACGGUACCGGAGCUCAGAAAUGCAGAUUGUGUGUGGGAAGUGGUAAUGUGACUGUAGAGCUUGGUGGAGGAGAGAAAGAAGUAUCUAACUGUGUCAACUGUGAUGGUGCUGGUUCCUUGACUUGCACUACUUGUCAAGGCUCUGGUGUUCAACCUCGAUACCUUGAUCGAAGGGAGUUCAAGGACGAUGACUAAAUACCUUGCACUAGAGAACAGAUCCAAGAGUCUCUUUUUCUCCCUUCUCACAUUUCUUCAUUGUACUAUACUGUUUUGUUCACCAAACAUGUUGAGAGAAAUCAUGACAUGGAUAUUGUAACUGUUAAAGAAAACCACCAGAGUUCAAUCAAAUGUUUCUUCUGUUGUAAUGAAGUAACAUGACAUAA
Molecule: messenger RNA, 693 nt
Organism: Arabidopsis arenosa
Lineage: Eukaryota; Viridiplantae; Streptophyta; Magnoliopsida; Brassicales; Brassicaceae
Source: the annotation of a GenBank genome assembly